AUAUAUGUAUAUAUUUAUAUAUAUAUUGAACUAUCAGCUCCUUGUUUAUGAUACGAGACUGAAAGACUUCUGAACACCUAGACCGUAGAAUAUUAAUCUUUAGUUGCAACUAUGAUGUCUGCACCAGGUACCGUAAUCUCAUGUGAGGAUGAGGCUACAUUCAACACCACCGUGAAAGAGCAUCCCGGCGGUCUUACUUGUGUACACUUCUGGGCGCCCUGGGCUAAGGCUAGUGUAUACAUGAACGAAGUACUGGAAACUGCAGCUAAGAAAUACCCUCAUGUCACAAUGAUUAAGAUCGAUGCCGAAGAACUCAGCGAGAUCUCAGAGGAGUACGAUAUCACCGCAGUGCCCACAGUUGUGUUCCUAAAGAAUAACAAGGAAUGCGAUCGACUACAAACGGCAGUGGCUGCUGACUUGGUCAAACUUCUGGAGAAGCACAGCACUGGAGUGACCGCAUCUGUACCAAAGGGUGCUGUAGUAGAGAAGGAUCUAAACACGCGUUUGGGUGAACUUGUCAACAAGGCCGAUGUCAUGCUGUUUAUGAAAGGUGAUCGUGCUACACCUCGUUGCGGAUUCAGUCGCCAAACAAUCGAGAUCCUAAAUGCAGAAAAUGUGGAUUACGAGACUUUCGAUAUUCUUGAGGACAACGACGUUCGACAAGGGCUGAAGACAUACUCUGACUGGGCCACAUAUCCCCAGCUGUACGUCAAAGGUGAGCUUGUUGGUGGAAUAGAUAUCAUCAAAGAGUUAAUUGAGAAUGGGGACUUUGAGGAGAUGGUACCCAAGAAAGAGAAGCCGAAGGCCACAAUCACCCCGGCGGCCGCCACCACAGAGGAGCGCACACACGAGUCCUACGAGUAUCUAGUACCCAUCAUCAACAAAGCACCUGUGGUUCUCUUUAUGAAGGGUUCGCCAGAUGUACCGGAGUGUGGCUUCUCGAGGCAAGUGAUCUCUCUGCUAGAAAGUGAGAACAUCAUAUACGAGACUGUCAACAUCCUGGUCAAUCCCGAUGUGCGCGCUGAUUUGAAGAUCUACUCGCAGUGGCCCACAUUUCCACAACUGUACGUGGAAGGUGAGCUCGUAGGUGGUCUGGAUAUCCUGAAGGAGAUGCAAGAAAGUGGAGACUUUUUAGAUUCCAUCCCUGACACCUGCAUAAGGAAGGAGUAGAUCAUCGUGCACCCACACGCUGUAUAAUUAAUAACUGCGAUUGGCCAGGAAUUGGAACAGCUAUUAAGGAACGCGUUCGCAGGACGACUCUGUUACUUAGAUGCCGUUGACUUUUUGCAAACAUUCCGUUGUCGAAAAUAAAACAAUCUCCAACCUGA
Sphaeroforma arctica JP610 is the source of this 1328-nucleotide messenger RNA. RefSeq lists its product as hypothetical. The record is from RefSeq and is a predicted model, not a curated record. NCBI's taxonomy places the organism in Eukaryota, Ichthyosporea, Ichthyophonida. The transcript is spliced from 7 exons. Bases 112 to 1170 code for a protein of 352 amino acids.